Effrenium voratum is the source of this 1599-nucleotide messenger RNA. Lineage: Eukaryota; Dinophyceae; Suessiales; Symbiodiniaceae. The record is from the annotation of a GenBank genome assembly.
GGCCUUCGGACAUAGAUGCAGACUUCUUUGGCAACAUGGUGUCAUGACCUCCCUCCUCCGCGCGGUGGUGCGAAAGAAGCGGGUCGUUGGUCUGAAGACCCCCACGGAGACCGCGGCCACCCCGGGAUUUUUGCACGAGGAGACAGUCGUGGUGAACUCUUUGCGCCAGGAUCAGGUCGUCAGAGGUGUGCCUGUCGCGCGUAUUGAUGAGCGGGGCCACGGAGUGGUGCACGUGCACGUGCGGCAGGACCAAGAGACCUUCACCUUCAACUAUCCUCGCACACUGCCAGGGGAGAAGCUGAAUCUCCGAGUGGGCCUCGCGAAGAAAGACCGCUUCAAUAAAAAGGAGGCGGGCUCCUACCGCCUGGCCAUUGAUGAGCGGACCGCGGCCUCGGUGGAUGAAGUCACGCCUCGGUGCCCGCACUUCCGCCAAGAAUGCGGGGGCUGCGCCUUUCAGAGCUUGAGCUAUGAGGCGCAGCUCCGGGAGAAAGAAAAGUUGCUGAAUCUGUUGAUGGAGCAGUUUGAGUUACCUUUUCUGGCGGUGGACAUGGUGCCUUCUACACCCUACGGCUGGCACGCGCGCACAGAGUUCACUAUCUUUCUCCGAGAUGGGCUACAGCUGGGCCUUCAUCCAGAGGGAAGCCCCAUCCCCAUCGCUCUGUCACAGUGCCACCUGCACCCCGAGGAGUCCCAGGCCGCUUUCCUGGCGCUGCGCGCUGCUUUGCGCCAUGCAAACUGCGAGCCCUUCGACGAGCGCACAGGCCGGGGCUACCUGCGGUCCCUGGUGCUGCGCUCCGCAGGGACAGGCGGCUCGAAGGAAGUGCUGGCAACCUUCGUGACGCUGCCCGAGGCUCCAGAGGAGCGGCUGGCCCACGCAGCGCGGCUUGCCGUGGAGGAAAGCGAGUCGCUGAAGGGCGUGACCUGGUCCAAGGAGGGUGGCGAAGGAGAGCGCAGUCCGGGGUGGCGGGCGGUGGGCCAGCAGAGCCAUGAACUUUUGGCCGGCAGGCCGUACCUCCUUUACGACUUUCUGGACAUGCAGCUCCACCUUUCCCCGGAGGCCUUUUUAAGGCCGAACAUCUUCCUCGCAGAGGAAGUGGCGAAGAGUGCCCUGGAAAUGAGUGGCGCGUGCGAGGGCGACAUGGUGUGGGAUGCCUUCUCCGGGCAAGGCUUGCUAUCCCUGCCGCUGCUGCGGUUGGGCUGCCGCGUGUUGGCCCUGGACCGGUCCUUGCCGGCUUUGCAGGCAGUGCUGCGCCAUGCCCAGCUUGCGGCGCCCGGCCAGGAUGCAAGAAUAUUUUGCGGGGACCUCGGGGUGCCUGCCUUCCUUCAACGUUUGGCCGCCGCUGCGCGCGGCGAGCCACCAAAAAUUCUGCUGGUGGACCCGGGGCGCAACGGCAUGCCCAAGGUCUUUCGACGCUUCCUGUUGGAACUACAAGCGCCGCGGCUUUUGUUCCUCAGCGGAGGGCGGGUGAUGGCGCGGGACUUGGCGUGGCUCCUGAAGCGGGGCUACCAGCUCCACAGCCUCAAGGCCUUUGACCUGCAGCCACACUCGGCCAAGCUGUCGGUGCUUGCCAAGUUGGAGUGGAGCGAGUAGAAAGGAGU